Molecule: messenger RNA, 2259 nt
Organism: Xiphophorus hellerii (green swordtail)
Lineage: Eukaryota; Metazoa; Chordata; Actinopteri; Cyprinodontiformes; Poeciliidae
Product: nuclear factor 7, brain-like
Exons: 1
Coding region: 1-1509 (502 amino acids)
Molecular function (GO): protein binding; zinc ion binding
Source: RefSeq, a predicted model, not a curated record
AUGGCAGAAAAUACUGAAAGUUUCCUGAGCUGCCAUCUUUGUUCAGACACUUUCAGAGAUCCUGUGUCUCUGAGCUGCAACCACAGCUUCUGUUCAAACUGCCUGCAUGAAUUCUGGGAACAAACUGGAAACAAGAACUGUCCCAUCUGUAAAAGAAGAACUUCAAAGGAUUUUCCAAUAAGCUUCAAUCUGCAGGAACCAUUUGAUCAAAGUUCAAAGGAGACAAAUUUCCUACAGAUAAAUCUCACCUUAAAGGAACAGGCUGAUUCUCUUACUGCAAGACAGAAAUCUGGAUCAUUAGAGACAGAAAAAGGAGAAAAGCAGCAGUUGAUGGUCUGCAGGAAACAUCAAGAAGACCCUAAGCUGUUCUGUAAAGACGAGCAGAGAGCUGUGUGUCCUGUCUGUGAGUUUUCUCUCCACCAGAGACACAAAGUGGUUCCUAUAGAACAAGCAGUCAGUGAGCUGAAGGAGCAGCUGAAAUCUGACUUAAAGUCUCUGCAGGACAAGAGGAACAAACACGAACAAGUGGAGGAAACAUACAAUGAUGUGAUUCAACACUCCAAGAAGCAGGUGUUGUCCACAGAGAGACAGAUCAGAGCAGAGUUCAAAAAGCUCCACCAGUUCCUGAGAGAGGAAGAGGAGUCCAGACUGGCAGCUCUGAGGGAGGAAGAGGAGCAGAAGAAGAAGACUAUCAUGAGAGAGAUGAAGAGGAUUGAGGAUCAGAUCUCCUCUCUGUCAGACAGCAUCUCUGCUGUUGAAGAAGAGCUGCAGAAAGACAACAUGUCGUUCCUCAGAAGUUAUGAAGCCACUCAGAGCAGAGCCAGAGGUCAGAGGUCACUGCCAGAUCCACAGCUGGUCUCAGGAGCUCUGAUAGAUGUGGCCAAACACCUGGGCAACCUGUCCUUCAGAGUCUGGGAGAAGAUGAAGGACGAGGUCCACUUCAGUCCUGUCAUUCUGGACCCAAACACUGCAAGUGGACGACUCCAUCUGUCUGAUGAUCUGACCAGUGUGAGACGUGGAAACACAUGGCUGCAGCUUCCUGAUAAUCCAGAGAGAAACAUUAAGCACUGCAGUGUUCUUGGUUCUGAGGGCUUCAGCUCAGGGAAACACAGCUGGGAUGUGGAGGUGGGAGAUUAUCCUGGCUGGGAUGUUGGUUUGGCUAAAGAAUCUGUUGACAGGAAGGCACAGAUACGUACUUCACCAAAAUAUGGAAUCUGGUGUUUACUGCAACGUGGUGGAAAAUACACUAAUUGUGAUGGUAAAACUCUCACAGUGAAGAAAAGUCUCCAGAGAAUCAGAGUCCAGCUGGACUAUGACAUGGGGGACGUGUCCUUCUACGACUCUGAAGACAUGACUCUCAUCUGCACUCACAGAGACACUUUCACUGAGAAACUCUUCCCUUAUUUUAAUGUUGGAAGAUUUGCUGAUUCCAAAACAUCUGAUGUCAAAAUUUGUCAAACCAAAAUUUCCUUUUUGAAUUCUGAAUGUUUUUAUUUGCAGUCAGAAUAACUUUCUUAAUUAAAUCAUUAUGUAGUACGUUCAACCAAUCUAUGUGAGGAAACUAAAAUGGAGGUGCUUGGGUUAAAUCGGUGUGUGGCACCAAUGAACCCAGAGAAACAUUUGAAUUUUAGUCAAAAUGAUUCAGCCUUGCUUUAUUAAACUAAAGUGACAGAAAACCUAUUAUUUAGUCACCACUGUUACUUUAUAGCAGAAUCACUAAAGAACAUAUACCUCUUAACAUAAGGCAGAACAAAUAAAAUAUUAUUGCCACCUUUUUUCCCCAAACCAGGGUACAACAAGAAAUGUCCACUUACAGCAAUACAAAGUCCUAACCAAAUGUAACCCAAUCAGUUUGUUACUCGCGACCUCCAGGAGAGUGGGGAAAAAAACCGUUGCAGGCCUGUUAGGAAAACUAGGAGUUGAAAUCCCAGAGGAAAACAUUGAGAGCGUUGCAAUUCACUCGUCCUCUUCUCCUGACUUCCAUUGAACGCAGCAGAACAAGUGGGGUUGAAGCCGCUUGCUCACUUAGCUCAACUCAAAGAUCGUCAUGACUACUUGCGUCUGUCUUCUCUCAUCCUGUCCCUCUCGCGUCGACCAAGCGCCUCCAACUUCUCCCGUGCUUUUGUCCAGUUUUCUCUCGCUCGAGUCUCAGUGACCAAUCACAUGGCAAAGCCAAAUGCAUCUUACACUUAAUACUUCUUUCAAUUGCAAUAUUUACAUAGAAUAAUGUUCUUAGUUGAUUUACAAAUAAUACAGUUU